Drechmeria coniospora is the source of this 321-nucleotide messenger RNA. RefSeq lists its product as uncharacterized. The transcript has a single exon. The record is from RefSeq and is a predicted model, not a curated record. Lineage: Eukaryota; Fungi; Ascomycota; Sordariomycetes; Hypocreales; Ophiocordycipitaceae. The coding region runs from base 1 to 321 and encodes 106 amino acids.
AUGACCCAAGGCCUGGUUCCGAGCGCCGCAGGCACAGUUUGCUCCUUCACAUCGCCGUUGCACCGCGCCGCAGCCGCUUCAACUCCACGGGUCCCAUCACGACGACGGUCCCGAGACACGUUGCGUGCCGCCAUCCCCACCUCUGGCCUUGGCUACGGCCGGCGAGCUGGACCGUCGCCCUCAAAUUCGGAUCAAGCCCUCGUCGGUGAGGCGUCGUCCGUAGAUCCUCUGCCCAGCAUCAGUCGCCGACACAUUGACGGCCGGUGCCGGUGUCGAACGCGACGACGACAACUCCAGACGGCCAGCCCGCUUCCAAAAUAG